GGGGUCUACGUAAUGAGAUCUUCUGCCUCGUGGUAAGAAACAAAGUUAAGACCCAGCAGCACCAACCACAAUCUUAUCCAAGGGCAACAAAGUGUUUUUACAAUUGAUAUCUUAGUUUUUAUACCUUUGUUAUUUUUCCAUCACCAGACGGCAGCUGCAAACAAGAGCCCAAGGACAGGCAAAUGUGAGAUAGUUGUUUUGUUUCACAGGGAGAUUUGCAGUGACACUCAGCAAAGAGAACGUCUGCUUCACACGUUGCGGUGUUCUUGUGGUCACCCUAGAUUCUCGGUGGUUGUGUGCUGUGCUAUCUCUCCAGAAAAACUUUUUCUCAGGGGAAAGCAAAAUCUCUGCAAAACAUCGUCCCUAAACUAAGAGACUGCAGUGAAGAAAUGAAACAAGAGUGUGGAAGGCAAAAAAGAUGAGACCUUCUUCCUCCUUGGCUCAUAAUGUCACAAGAUAGAGGAGCCUGUGGCAGAAACCAGAGGCAGAUGUUCUGGUCCCUACUGGCGUGUCUUCUGUUUCUGGCGUCACCAUGCAAGGGGUUCCUUCCCAACUUCUGGUCCAAAGUAUUGACUCUAUCAUGGGACUCGUACACACACCAGCAUAUCACAGAACAGGCCAUUCUCGCUGUCACCCUGGAGGUCCUGAGGGACAUCGCAAAACAGGAUGGUGUGCAGGGAGAGAAAGAGAUCCGCCUUGGCCGUGGUUUCUGGAGAGCCAUGAGAGACGUGGUGAACUCCAACGCAAACAUGGACUUUCUGAAGUCUACCAGGUCUGACCCGAUCUACCACUUUGACUCAGAACGAAUUGACGGCUCUAUCGCGAAGCUUCGGGAGUUCUGGACUAAGAUUGUUGUCUCCACACGGGCCAAAGAGUACGAGAGCGCCCGUGGCAGCUUGGGUCAGCUGUUCCAUUCCCUGCAGGAUUUCUACAGCCACAGUAACUGGGUGGAGAUGGGCAAAAGAUCGAUUUACCUGCACCUCCUGCAGCCAGAAGAGCCUGCCGUUUCAGUGGCUAAAGAAGAUACACCUACCUGUAAGGACUGCUUCACUGCUACCUGCAGACAAAAUCUCCUACCAACACUUUCAAACACCGAGAUGAACUCCAAUCUGCUCACCACCGGCUACACCAGCAGCUACCCUUUGAAGCCCAAAGGCAAAUGCAGCCAUGGAGGUGUUCUGGACAGAAGUCGACAUCAGAGUCCCAGAGGGGGGAUCAACAAAGACAGCAACUCACCAAUCUUCUCCCCUCACCAUUACCUCCAUGUGGAGGCCGCAGCAUUAGCCGCCAACGCCACUCAAAUGGCACUAAGGGACCUCAAAGACACCGUGGGCCCCAAGGCCUUUCUCAAGCUCUUCAGUGUGAGGCAGGCCCCUGCGUUGGUGUUUGUCAUGGACACCACAGGCAGCAUGUUUGAGGAGAUCACAGCCGCUCGACUCAGAGCUCACUCCAUCAUCCAGAGCCGAGCCAACAGCGCCAGGCAGCCCGGCUCCUUUUUGCUUGUGCCCUUCCAUGACCCAGAAUUUGGGCCAGUUUAUGAAGACGAAGAUCCAGACCAGUUCAUGAAGCACAUGGAGACCCUGGUUGCUCUGGGAGGAGGAGACGAACCAGAGAUGUGCUUUUCUGCUAUUCAACUGGCCCUCACCCACAGCCCGCCUCUGUCUGAAAUCUUUGUCUUCACUGACGCUUCCCCCAAAGACGCUUAUCUGUUUGAUGCAGUGAAGGCACUCGCUCUAGAGAAACGGAGCAAGAUAACAUUUCUCCUCACUAAAGACCAGACACAGAAGAGGAGUAGGAGGAGGAAGAGGAGCAGUAAGAAACCUCUGUCGCCCGACCGUUUCUCUCUCUACUCCUCCCUGUCCGUCCUGUCAGGGGGAAUGGCUGUAUUCACCACCAACUCUGACAUCCACAAGGUCUCUGCUAUAGUUGAAGACAACACUGCUGUUGACAAGGUGACCCUCUUCCAUCUAAAAAGCGAUCCAGAGUUCAUGACUGUGCAUUCCUUCAGAGUCGACAGCUCAGUGAACAAUGUCAUCCUGCACAUCACGGGCACCAUGACUGAGUGCAUCCUCACCAGUCCAUCAGGCCAAAGUCAGUCCAUGUUACGCGAGCGUGGCCGUCUAGCAGAGUUGGAGCACUUCCAGGGUCUGUAUCGUAUCAAACUGUUGCCUCCUGUUCAGGCUGGCCAAUGGAAUCUGCAAGCCCAAAGUGACGAUCAUUUAACCUUCAGUGUGAUAGGUGACAGCAGCGUUGACUUCCUCUAUUACUUUGCCACUGUGACUAAUGAGACACACCCAGGCCUGGCCAGGGUGGAUGGUCAUCCUGUGGCAGGUUCCCCGGCCUUCCUGGUGCUCGCUGUUACAGGCCAAGCCUCGCCUAUGGAGCCGUCGUUUCACGUGACGCUGCUUGGAGCUGAAGGAGAGAGUCUUCAGCAGGUGAAGCUCAAUCGCUCCUCCUCUUCACCCGCCCACGGCUUGGAGGAGCUAGUGGGCUUCGUGGAGCACGUCCCCACAGUUCCCUUCAGUGUCCGACUUACCGGACUGGACGGCAGAGGGAACAAGCUGGAGAGGGUUUCCACAGAGAAGAUUCAGCCCACUCGUAUUCAGAUUGCGAUGACGUUAACCCCCCACCUCGUAGCAGGUCACCCUACGGUGGUGAACUUUGACAUCUUCAACCACGGUCCUGCUCGACUCUUGAAUCUGACCGCUGAUGAUGACUGUGGUUAUCUCCUCAUGAGGGGGCCGCAGAGCCUGUUUGUUGAAGAGCAAGGCUCUUUCCGUGGCCAGGUUGUCCUCCUCACUCCCGCUAAGGCUCAGGCUGGGGCGACUGUGACACUCACACUCACCGUGCACACCCUUGACUCGCUGGAAUCAAACUACGCGAUCACAUUCUUAACCGUGGUCUCCCUGGAUGCUGACAGGUCUCCACCCUCCUGCUCUGCCGUGCUGGUCCAGUCUGACUGUCCUGCCGACUGCACCAAGUCCAGCUGGAGAAUGUCUCUGGUCGUGGCAGACGAUGUGCACUCUGGCCUCGCAGCCCUCCAGAUGCACAAAGGUGACGGCGUACUGAUGAUUUUCCACAACCCGCCACCCACAGAGGAGAGCUUUGGAGAGACCCUACCAGACUUUGAACACCAACGCCUACACAAGAACAAAACGACCAGCAAAGGCCACCAUCGGCACCACCACCACUACAGAGCGAGCUUGAAGACAGGGGACCCCCUUCUGAAUGUGUCUGGGUGGGCACCGGGUUCUUCGCAUCCACUGUGGGUCACGUACACGUCCAGCUGCUGCUCCGCCCAGGCAGAGCUGCUGGUGUGGGACAGAGCUGGAAACAUGAAGCGCUGCAUCCUAACAUCUGGCCAGCAGAGGGUGCAAAGUGACACGGCCACGGAGAGCAGUGGGAGCGGACGGGCUACACUCACAGGCGUCAUCUUCUUGCUGGUGGGCCUGCUGUGGUCUCCCCUGGUUUAGAUUUAUAAAAUUACAAAUGUUUUGCUGGUCAAAAUUAUCUCCAAAACAACCUGUUAACUGAAAACAGGAAGUGCACUUAAGGCAAAUGAAUGCUGGCACUGCUUUGAUGUGAAAUUAGUGAUCAUAAGAUGCAAAUGAUGACAUAAGUUAUGAAAGACAAAGGAAUGGUAAAGUUAAUUUAUGGUAAAUUUUAGUGAUAAAGGUAGCACUCAAAUAUUCACAGCAGGCGCUUGAGGAAAAAAACAAUAAACAAUUAUGGCAUAAGGUACAUUUAUUGACAGCUGUGGUAAAGAGGUGUAAAACAUAAUCAGAUACAUGAACCUUUAGUUACUGCAGCAGAAUCUCCUACUGCAAAGUUUUACAACUUUUCAAUAUGAGACAUUUUAUUUGGUGGAAGGAGGAAAAAUCCCGGUUUAAGAAAUGAUUCUCUUUUACAAACCCGCUGGUUUCACAUUUAUUGACACCUCUCCUGAUAAUGAUUUGAACAGCCAUCUUUUGCCAGUAGAAUAGUACUUUGUGGAAAGAGGAAUAGAGAAAGAUCCCACUCUCUCUGUACGCUCCAACCAUGGGAAACGCAAAAGGAGAACACAAUCGCUCUGAGAGGUUCUUUCUUACUCUCUCUUUUCUUCAGCUCCUCCCAGCACUUUUGCUGUAAGAUUUAGGUCUGGGACGGCUUUUCAUUUUUCUGGCAGAGUCCACCUGGACAUUUGAAAAAUACCCAGGAGCUUAUGAUGCCACACACUGAAAAGGUUUCCGAAACCUUUGGGAUGGAAACAGGCCCACAGCAUCACAGAUCCUUCACCAUACUUAGUACAUGACAUAAAGUGCUUUUCACUUUUUUAUCCUUGGUAUCUUUAUCAGACCCACCUGGAUUGUUUGUUGCAAAAAAGCUCAACCAUUGUUCCAUCUGACUAAAGGAAAGAAAAAUGCUUUUUCUUUUUUUUUGGUCAACUCCCAGACAACCAGUUGAGAUACCAUUCAAUGCUUGUUGUGUGGCUUUGCUGAUGUGUAGAUGCUACUCUCUGCUCCAUUAACAUUGAGCGUUUAAGAUUUCGUUGUACAGUCAUGAUGAUUUGCCAGACAAAGUCCUCAUCCAGCCCAGUUUGUUCCAGUUCCAGUUGUUUGAAAUGUUACAAUUAUUACACUGACUGUAAAGUAAUAUAGGGCUUUUCUCUACCUGGAAUAAAGUGCCAUUGCUACCAAC
Molecule: messenger RNA, 4677 nt
Organism: Fundulus heteroclitus (mummichog)
Lineage: Eukaryota; Metazoa; Chordata; Actinopteri; Cyprinodontiformes; Fundulidae
Gene: vwa7
Product: von Willebrand factor A domain containing 7
Exons: 18
Coding region: 447-3473 (1008 amino acids)
Source: RefSeq, a predicted model, not a curated record